CGUGCUACGAGCAUACUGGGGGGGUGAUGCGCUAGCAAUAAGGACCCCUCUAAGGAGCGUCAUUUUCUCCACUACCCUUGGGGCAAAAUUCCUUUGUCUGUGCCCGGCAUCCUGCGUGGGAGCUCGGGAAGCGUAGUUUGGAGGGAGGAGGAGGGAGGCAAGGGCUUGCGGGGCAUACACAAACACGUUUUUAACAACAAAAGAGAGCGUCCCGAGCACGUCCCCGGCCCCGCUCCGCUCCCACCGGGGCUCCCACCCCCCCGGCAUCAGCCAUGUGUCUGCUCGAGUGCGAUUAACACCGACUCGCCAAAUCCCCCUCCCCCAUUUGGGGCCAUUUGGGGCUCGCACGCGCCCGCGCCCCGUGUUGACACCGCGGCGCCUUCGCGCGGAGCCUUUUUGUUGGUGGCUCUGGCAAAUGAGCCGGGGGAGGUGGACUAUAAAACCCUCCGGGGCGGGCAGGACCCGGCGAGCGGCGAGGAUGGAGGGAGGAGGGAUGGGGUGCGGCUGCCUCCGCCCGCCCUCGGCGGCGCUGCCCCCGCAGGGAUGCUCGACCCUCUCCGCCUCCUCCCGGUGCGGGGAUGCUCUCACGGCGCUGCCCCCGCAGAGAUGUUCGACCCUCUCCUCCUCCUCCCGGUGCGGGGAUGCUCUCACGGCGCUGCCCCCGCAGGGAUGCUCGACCCUCUCCGCCUCCUCCCGGUGCGGGGAUGCUCUCACGGCUCUGCCCUUCUGGAGGCCCUGGGUGGGCGAGGAGGGCAGGCGGAGCGGCCCCAGCCGCAACGCGCCUCGCAGCCCCUGCGCGCUGGCGGGAGCCUCCCGAAAGCUGGAGCAGUACACGCACCCCGUCAGACUAUUUUGGCCCAAAUCAAGGUGCUACGAUUACUUAUAUCAGGAAGCUGAAGCACUUCUGAAAAACUUUCCAGUUCAAGCUACAAUUUCCUUUUAUGAAGAUUCAGAUAGUGAAGAUGAUGAAGAUGAACUGGAACAAGACUCAAGAACAGAAUCAGAUUGCUGAUUGCAGGAAAGGCCAAUGUGACUUCAAAGAUUUAAUUGAAACUUAAUAUAAAAAUGUAUUAUAGUAUUUUUAAAGAUAAUUUAUUUGUAUGUAAGUUAUUCUUAAUAAAAUUGAAAUGUUUUGUAAUUUUAUCUACCUGAGCCUUUUCCCUUUGUUCUGCUCCUGUUCUGUUUUGGGCAGGGAAGGUGUAUUUUUUAUCUAAGGUCCUAUAUUUUGUAGACCAAAACUCGGACAUCACUCGUAGGAGCAGAGAAUGGAUGCCUUGCUUUGAAAGGCUCAAUGGUUAUGUGAUUUCCUCAAAGUCUGAGGAUACAAGGAAUGUUUUUCCACUGUGAUUUAGGAGGCUCCAUGUGGAAACGUAUUAAAGGACCAUAUUAGAUUAAGUAUUCUAAUGUUGCGCCUGCUGUUACAACAGCGUUUCAGACAUAGAAAAGAGAAGCUAUUUUCCAGAUGGACACGAGGGUCCAAAUCCCACUCUAAUUACGAUGAUUCAAUUUAGUUUUUGCUCUUAAGGAAAGGGU
This is a messenger RNA of Cuculus canorus (common cuckoo), 1533 nucleotides long. It is a transcript of the gene RIPPLY2, whose product is annotated as ripply transcriptional repressor 2. Gene Ontology annotation, cellular component: nucleus. The coding region runs from base 416 to 1012 and encodes 198 amino acids. Gene Ontology annotation, biological process: embryonic pattern specification; negative regulation of transcription by RNA polymerase II. The record is from RefSeq and is a predicted model, not a curated record. NCBI's taxonomy places the organism in Eukaryota, Metazoa, Chordata, Aves, Cuculiformes, Cuculidae. The transcript is spliced from 3 exons.